Messenger RNA from Physcomitrium patens, 2498 nucleotides. Its product is annotated as deoxyribodipyrimidine photo-lyase. The record is from RefSeq and is a predicted model, not a curated record. Lineage: Eukaryota; Viridiplantae; Streptophyta; Bryopsida; Funariales; Funariaceae. Gene Ontology annotation, biological process: photoreactive repair. Gene Ontology annotation, molecular function: deoxyribodipyrimidine photo-lyase activity.
CUCUGCAUUCCUUUUUGCUUUGUGUCGUGUAGCUCGUUAUUGUCGCCUCUGCGCGGUUUAGAUUUAAUGUCAGUGCUGAGGGUUAAGUUACGCUUUGAUGCGGAUUUUCUUAUAGUAUUUUUGAAAAUUGAAGAUGCUGCUACACAUUGUGCUAUCCCAAGCUCUUUUCAAUUGUUUAUUUCGGAGACGCCGCACAUGUCCUCAGCGGGGCUGUGGUUAGUCCUGAACCUUUAGAAUUUACGAAUAUGUGCAGCAGCUCUGUCAGUGCUCGGCUACCUGAGUUCUAGUUCCCGAGUUCUCAACUCCGGAUGUGAGACGAGCUACUGAUUCCAUGAGAGCUGCGAAGUAGAUUGCAUGAGGGAUUUGCAUGGUUCCAGGGUUACACAUGUGAUGCGCUCUGUGACGUUGUACUCGGGGUGUGCUAAUUUUUCAAGCAGAUGGAAUGCAGCAACCUUCCGUACGAGUGUAUUUUACACAGAGAAGCGCGCACUCACUCUGUUCUCGAAGCCAUGUCUCCAUGGGCCUGCAGCGUUUAAAUCCAACACGGUACAGUCCCUCGCAACUUACGCAAGAGAAUUCUACUCUGUUGGUUUCAGGACGCAUUCUGUAUUUGAAGUCAGAAGAAGCGUGACUUGCUCUGCAGUCCGAAAAUCGUCCAAAGAGAUGCCUCCCAAAAAGAAAUUGAAGGCUUUAUCCGUGGUCAAGGAAGAAGUGCACUCUGAACCCAAAGGUAGAAGUUUGAAGCCUCCUAAGGUUGAGGAGGAAGGUGAGGUUUCAGAGCUUAGUAGAAAGAGACCGAAGCCUUCCUCUACAGUUACGGAAGAAGACAAGGUUACAGAAUCUAGAGUGGAAAAAUUGGGUAAAGAUGCUGCUGCCGCCGCAUCUUCUAAUAGCGAACGCCGACCUCCUCUUAGCCUUGGAGUGCAUCCUGGAAGAAUUCAGAAUUUGAAGCUUGGAGAGAACGAACAUGGGCCAGUGGUUUAUUGGAUGUCAAGAGAUCAUCGGUCACGUGACAAUUGGGCACUUCUGCACGCUGUGCAUCAGGCUCGUGAGAAGGGUGUACCCGUGGCAGUUGCAUUUAACUUAGUGGAAAGUUUUUUGGAAGCGAGAGCACGACAUUUUGGAUUCAUGUUGCGUGGACUGCGAGUUGUGGAACAAAACUUGAAGGCUGUUAACAUCCCUUUCUUCCUGUUUCGAGGUAAUCCAGUAGAGACCAUACCAGAAUUUUUGAAGAAGUGCAACGCUUCACUUCUGGUAAUGGAUUACUCGUCUCUGCGGAUUGGGCGGCAGUGGAGGAACGGUGUCUGCGAAAACGUGGCCUCGUCUGUUGCGGUGGCUGAGGUGGAUGCUCACAAUGUCGUCCCAGUUUGGCGAGCUUCUGACAAGCUGGAAUAUGGUGCCCGCACAAUUCGAAAUAAGAUAAAUAACCAACUUGCUGAGUUUCUAAAUGAAUACCCUGUGCUGGAAAACCCAGGCAAGCCAUGGGAGGCGGGUGCACCUGAUACUAUUGAUUGGGAUGCUCUGAUUGCUGAAGUCUCAAGGUUUGGGAGCGAGGUCCCAGAGGUCACUUGGUGCGAAGCGGGAGAAGAUGCAGCUCUGGAGGCACUGGCGGGGAAGUCGAAGGGCUUUGUUAACAUCCGGAUAAGGAAUUACGUUAACCGCAAUGAUCCCUCGAAGCCAACGGGACUUUCCGGCCUUUCACCAUACUUACAUUAUGGCCAUAUUUCGGCACAGCGUUGUGCUCUCGAGGCAAGGAAGGUUCGAAAGGUCCACACGAAGUCGGUGGAUGCAUUUUUGGAGGAGUUGAUUGUGCGCGGUGGCUUAGCAGAAAACUUCUGCCAUUACCAGCCCAAUUACGACAACUUAAAGGGUGCUUGGGGUUGGGCUCAAGAAUCGUUGAGAAUCCACGCUAAAGACAAACGAGAGGUUGUUUACACUGAAAGUGAGCUGGAGGCAGGGAAGACCCAUGACAAGCUGUGGAAUGCUGCCCAGCUCGAGAUGGUUUACUACGGGAAAAUGCAUGGUUUUAUGAGAAUGUAUUGGGCAAAGAAAAUUUUGGAGUGGACCGAGUCCCCUGAGGAAGCCCUUCGCAUAGCAAUUUACCUUAAUGACAAGUAUGAACUGGAUGGAAGGGAUCCGAAUGGCUACGUUGGCUGCAUGUGGUCAAUAUGUGGUAUCCACGAUCAGGGCUGGAAGGAGCGUCCUGUGUUUGGAAAAAUUAGGUACAUGAAUUUUAAUGGUUGCAAGCGAAAGUUCAAUGUUGAUGGAUAUAUCAUGAAUGUCAACCAGAUGGUAGCUAAGACUAAGAAGCAGCUGAAAGAAGGUAGUACCACUGCUGCGCCAUCCAAGCCAGUAGCUGGGAAAAGUGAUAAGUUGUAACAUUUCCUCCAAUUUGAUGUAAGGUUCGUAUCUCCGUUCAGUCUGUAAAAUUGUGUUAGCCUGCAUGGCUGCAUUCUUAUUUAGUGCAGUAUUCAUGUCUGCCUGGUUUACACUUCAAA